Messenger RNA from Ambispora gerdemannii, 1806 nucleotides. The record is from the annotation of a GenBank genome assembly. Lineage: Eukaryota; Fungi; Glomeromycota; Glomeromycetes; Archaeosporales; Ambisporaceae.
AUGCGGCUUCAUCGAUAUCCAAAACUUUAUGACCAACAUUAUAAACGUCUUCUUCUAAAAUGUCACAUCACCGGCCAAAAUUUUAGGGAUGAUCGAUUUCCUCCUAACGAUUCAUCUAUUUGGCGCGUCAAUAAACCUAACAUACAAGGAACAAUUGAAUGGAAACGUGUUAAGGAUAUAUGUCCAAAACCUCAUUUAUUCGUCUAUGAAAAUGGUCAAGCACAGCCGCAAGUUGUACAGGGCAUUGUAGGAAAUUGUUGGCUUGUUUCAACAUUGACUGUUUUAGCCUCACACCCGAAACUCUUAAAGAAAGUGAUUCCACGUUGGAAAUUACAAGACUGGGUUCAUUCUUCUGAUCCUGGAUUCGUCAACACAUGUCAAUAUUUUAACGAUAAUGAGCAUCAUCCAGGAAUAUUUCGAUUCCGUUUUUACCAUUUUGGUCAAUGGAUUGAAGUGGUGAUAGACGACUACCUACCAACCAUAAAUGGACAAUUAAUCUUCGCACAUGGCCGAAAUCCAAAUGAAAUUUGGUGUUCUUUGCUUGAAAAAGCAUAUGCAAAACUAUGCGGAUGCUACGAAGCACUAGAUUCAGGUUCAGUAGCUGACGCAUUAGUUGAUUUAACGGGUUUUGUGCCAGAAACAUUCGAAUUCAAAAAGGACGAAAAAGGACUAAUAAAUAACAUGAAUAAAGAGCAAUUGAUGAAAUUUUUACAAAAUGCUCAUAAUAACGAUGCGUUGAUGAGUUGUUCUAUUUAUGUUGAAGAUAGUUUGGUAGGGAACGGAUUAAUUCCUGGGCAUGCAUACGGGAUAACGCGAAUGCAAACAAUCAAAUGUAAAUCGAACGGAAAAGAUAGUUUAUUUCUUCUGCAACUUCAUAAUCCAUGGGGUUCAGGAGAAUGGAAUGGCGCAUGGUCUGACACGUCUCCUAAAUGGAAAACUUUAGCACCGACUGAACGUAAAAAAAUCAAUUUGAAAGUAGAAGAUGAUGGAUAUUUUUGGAUGUCAUUUAACGACUUUAUCGAUAACUUUUCAAAUAUUACAAUAUCUCGUCAAUGUUCAAGAUGGCACAAUCAAAUGUUUCGUGGUUCUUGGUCUGUCAAAAAUAACACGGCGGAUACACGAAAUCGUCACCCUGAAGUUCAAGGAAAUCUCACAAUUGGUUUUGUGUGUCUAAAAGUCGAAGAAAAUCGAGUCUAUCGAAUUCAUAAACCAACAUAUGAUCUUGUAAGUUUCGUCACUUAUCUCGAUGCACGGGAGAUUACUUCAACGCUAAAUUUAAAAGAAGGACGAUAUAUUUUGAUUCCAUCAACUUAUGACGCUGGUGAAGAAUCAAAAUUUUUAUUGCGAUUGUUUAGCGACAGAUAUUUGAAUGUGAAGUUACUUGAGGAGGAUGCACCUAAACAAAAAUUCUACCACUCUUUAAUCUAUCCAGAAAAUAAGGAAUUCGUCGGAAUGUCACGUAUAAAAAUUAUGGAUAUUCGCCUAACACGAGACAUAAAACACGGACACUUUGAAGCUUUAUUUUCGGAUUUUGUAUUCUACGUACGAGAUCCUUCGAAUGCUAAAGUACAUUUACGCUUAUUUGAAAACGUUAAAGGAAAAAAACAAUGUUUAGGUGAAGUAGAAAUUAAAAUUCAGACUUUUUCUGCAGACGAAAGGGAGGGUAAAAUAUUUGAAGAAUGUAAGCCAUUUGUUAAAUUGAUUCAUGGAGGAAAUCGAGAUAAAAAAAAGACUAGCAGUAAAAAUAGGGUAUAUGCGGAUAUUGGAAUGAUAACAGUGCGAGUUAACUACUCGCUAACUUUCUAA